CUUAACCCUCCAAAUUUCACUUCACUACCCUUUUACUUGCCUUCAUUCGUCUCCUUUUCUUCCCCCUCUCUCUAUCUACAUUAUCAAAUUUAAGCUUCUUAUUAACACAUAAAUGGCUAGCCAAGAAAUCAAACUUCAUGCCAUUGUUAUCCCUCUAAUGUCUCAAAGCCAUCUAAUCCCCAUGAUUGACUUAUCCAAACUCUUAGCACAAAGAGGCCUUACUGUCUCCAUCAUCACAACCCCACUUAAUGCCCUCCAUUACCAACCAAUACUCAAAUCACCCAUUAACUCAAACCUCCAAAUUCACCUUAUUCCUCUUCAUUUUCCAUGCAACGACGUCGGUUUGCCUCAAAAUUGUGAGAACCUUGAUAGCCUACCAUGUCCUAAAUUAAAAACAAAAUUCCUACAAUCAAGCUAUUUACUCCAAAACCCAUUAGAGGAUUACCUUGUAAAGGUAAACCCAAGUCCUAGUUUUAUUAUAUCUAGUCUUCCUUGGACUCAUCAUGUUGCACAAAAGUUUAAUAUUCCAAGAUUUGCUUAUCAAGGUGUUUCUUGUUUUACCCUCUUUUGUUCACAUAAAAUGAUGGUUCAUAAAGUGUAUGAAAGUGUAAAAUCUGAUUUUGAACCAUUUUAUGUUCCUGAAAUCUUGGAUAAAGUUGAGUUUACUUAUGCUCAAUUGCCUAAAAUGAUGAAGAAAAAUUGUAGUAUUGAUGAUUGUGAUGGUUUGAAGCAAAUUCAGGAUCAGUUUAAGGAAGCUGAAUCAUCUGCUGAAGGUUUGUUGGUGAAUAGUUUUGAAGAACUUGAGUUAGACUAUGUGAAAUCUUAUAAAAAUGUGAUGAGGAAUGUUUUGUGUGUGGGCCCUCUUUCUAUUUCAAGUAAAAUGAAAAAUGAGGGAAAUUUUGAAGGGCAUUAUUGCUUAAAGUGGCUUGAUUUGAUGAAGCCAAAAUCAGUUCUUUAUGUUUGUUUUGGUAGUCUUUGUCAUUUGAUGCCUAAACAAUUGAUUGAGCUUGGAAUGGGAUUAGAGUCAUCUAAUUGUCCAUUUAUUUGGGUUAUUAGAGAUGUUGAUUAUAAUGAGGAUGUAAUGAAAUGGCUUAAAGAUGAAAACUUUGAGAGUAGGGUUCAAGGAAGAGGACUUAUAGUCAAAGGGUGGGCCCCACAAGUAUUGAUAUUAUCUCAUUCAGCUACUGGAGGAUUUUUGACUCAUUGUGGAUGGAAUUCUACUUUAGAAGCUAUAUGUGCUGGUGUGCCUAUGAUUACAUGGCCAAUGUUUGCUGAACAAUUUUUUAAUGAAAAAUUUAUUGUUCAAGUGCUAAAAAUUGGGGUUAGAAUAGGGGUUGAGGUUUCAAUGCAAUGGGGAGAGGAGAAAAAUGAUGGGGUUUAUGUAACUAGAGAAUGUGUGAAGAAUGCUAUUGAGAAACUUAUGGAUGGGUGGGAGAUAGGACAAGAAAGAAGACGUAGAGCAAUAGAAUAUGGGGAAAAAGCAAAAAGGGCAAUAGAAGAAGGUGGUUCUUCAUACUUGAACAUUACUUCAUUUAUCAAGCAUGUUCAAGCAACCAAUGCAAACAAGUGACAACAUGCAUGUACAUUGAAUUAUGACAAUGAAGUAAUUUGCCCAAGGUGAAAUGUAUUACUUCUUGGAAAUGUAUUACUUCUUGGAAGUGUUUUUCAUAGAUUAAUAAAUGUAUAAUUCUACAAGUUAUUUACAAAAAUAUUGAU
Amaranthus tricolor (Joseph's coat) is the source of this 1716-nucleotide messenger RNA. RefSeq names its product UDP-glycosyltransferase 73C3-like. The coding region runs from base 113 to 1570 and encodes 485 amino acids. The transcript has a single exon. Gene Ontology annotation, molecular function: UDP-glycosyltransferase activity. NCBI's taxonomy places the organism in Eukaryota, Viridiplantae, Streptophyta, Magnoliopsida, Caryophyllales, Amaranthaceae. The record is from RefSeq and is a predicted model, not a curated record.